AUGUUAGUCCAUCGCAUCGAACGUGAUCAGACUGUUGAUCAUCAUUAUUACAUCAACCAGUGUUUACGACCUCUGAUCGACGAGAUCAAACGUCAAAGACCUUCGUAUGGGAUUCGUGGUAUCAAAAUUCAUCAUGACAAUGGUAGACCACAUGUGCAUAAAGAUGUAUCCAAUUAUCUUGAAUCUGAAGGCCUUAUAAUAAUACCGCAUUCACUUAAUUCUCCAGAUUUAUCACUUUGUGACUUCUGGUUAUUCGACAUGAUCAAAAAUAAUCUGACUGAUCAAGAUGAUUCAGAAUCAUCACAUGAUGCUGUGACCGAUUUCAUGCACUCCUUAAAUUGCGACGAGUACAAAAAGACCUUCUAG
Messenger RNA from Rotaria sp. Silwood2, 366 nucleotides. The record is from the annotation of a GenBank genome assembly. Lineage: Eukaryota; Metazoa; Rotifera; Eurotatoria; Philodinida; Philodinidae.